AACAAGCAAAUCACUCUUCUUGUUUCUUGUAUUUCGAUCGAAUUCGCAGGCGAGGAUGGAUCUUCAAGGCAGUGAUACUCCAUCAGCCGAUGAGGCCACCGCUGGCACUACCUGUUCCAUCUGCCUUGAGGUCGUCGACGUGGCCACCAGGACGCGGUCUAUGGCCAAGCUACGUUGCGGGCAUGAAUUCCAUCUCGAUUGCAUUUGUUCGGCAUUUGAUUUUAGUGGAAAAAGGCAAUGCCCAAAUUGUGCAGACAUCGAGGAAGGUUACUGGAACUUUACCAACCGUAGGGGGAUGAGACAAAAUUCUCACACUUCUCAGCCAGCGAACAGGAUGGCUGAAGCUCGUCGUCGUGGAAAUCGAAUUCCAUGGUGCUCAUCUUGCUUAUUCCACCACAAUGGGCCAUGCAGCCAGGCAGUUCUCCCUAUUAUGAUGUCUCCUGUAUAUGCCAAUGAAGUCCAUAUUUCCUGGCAAGAGCCUGCUCCACAUUCUAUAACCAUUCUCCUAAUGAAUGGUGCUGAUCAAUGCCUACAAUCUAUCUAUGAUUCUAGAACCAAUGGGCAAUUUGUCUCUCCAAAUUUACAGUACCCGUCCAACUAUCAAUUUCAGACCAAUGGUCAGCAGCACCAUCUAAAUCACAUCUCCGGUGGGCUUCAUGGACAUGUUUCAAGUGCACUGCAGGGCAUGCCUGUAUGCCAACGUUGGCGGUGGUUUCCAUAGUUUGCCAAUCCUCCAAAGCCCUGUCUAAGAGGACUCUGCACACAAUGACAUCCUCCACUGUACAUCAAUGUGCCUAAUUUCACUCUAAGAACAUCCUUUCACUGAAAUUGUUCGAUCAUAUUUUACCGCAAGAACAAGCAAUACUUCUAGUUCUAGACUUCUAAUUCAGGAUGAGGAUUCCAGCAGCAAGAUCAUUAGCUGCCAGAGUAUAAACACUUUAACAUUCUCUCUCUCUCUCUGUGUGUGCAAUUUUGUAGCUAAUAGAGCUUUUAUAUGAUGCCUUGAAAUUGGUUUCUUUCUAGUGUUAUGCUUUAAGGAG
This is a messenger RNA of Dioscorea cayenensis subsp. rotundata (Guinea yam), 1040 nucleotides long. RefSeq lists its product as uncharacterized. The transcript is spliced from 6 exons. The record is from RefSeq and is a predicted model, not a curated record. The coding region runs from base 56 to 721 and encodes 221 amino acids. Lineage: Eukaryota; Viridiplantae; Streptophyta; Magnoliopsida; Dioscoreales; Dioscoreaceae. Gene Ontology annotation, molecular function: ubiquitin-protein transferase activity.